CUCGUUUGUGCUCAGAAAACCAUCGCACAAGUGCUGGUGCAUCUGCACAGAGGAGACUACGUGGCGGCGGAGAAGUGUGUGCGGGAGAGCUACAGUAUCCCAGGAUUCAGCGGGAGCGAGGACUGUGUGGCCGUGGAGCAGCUUCUGCAGGGUUACGAUGAGCAGGAUGAGGAGCAGGUUUCUCUUGUCUGCACUUCACCGCUGCUCAGAUACAUGGACGACGACUAUGCGAAGCUUGCCAUCAGCCUGAAAGUGCCUGGAGGAGGGAAGAAGAAAGCUGCUGCUGCUGCUGGCAGAGAUUCAGAAGUGAGUGCUGGAGCCGCGCCGCCGGAGGAAGAGGAGGAUGAGUAUGCCGGAGGCCUCUGUUAAAGCUCUAGUCUACCAAACCUAGCCUGACACUCCUCCACGAAGGUGCAAGCAUGAGCCCCAAACAUUAUAA
This is a messenger RNA of Cyprinus carpio (common carp), 439 nucleotides long. Its product is annotated as gamma-soluble NSF attachment protein. The record is from RefSeq and is a predicted model, not a curated record. Gene Ontology annotation, biological process: intracellular protein transport. Gene Ontology annotation, molecular function: soluble NSF attachment protein activity; syntaxin binding. Gene Ontology annotation, cellular component: SNARE complex; vacuolar membrane. Lineage: Eukaryota; Metazoa; Chordata; Actinopteri; Cypriniformes; Cyprinidae.